Lingula anatina is the source of this 1486-nucleotide messenger RNA. Its product is annotated as T-cell immunomodulatory protein. The record is from RefSeq and is a predicted model, not a curated record. Gene Ontology annotation, cellular component: plasma membrane. NCBI's taxonomy places the organism in Eukaryota, Metazoa, Brachiopoda, Lingulata, Lingulida, Lingulidae.
CCAUUUUAAGCAGGAAAAUGCCACUAUGAGUGUAAAGAAUAUUUUCACUGCUUUUUAUUUACUGAAUAGCCUUUUGUGUGGAUGUAGCUGUAACGCCCAAUUUACUGACAUCACAGACGAAGUAUUUGGCAAAAGCAAGGAUGGGAUUCUUGCGGCAUUCGGGGAUUUUAAUGCAGAUAAACAGACAGAUAUAUUUCUGAUCUCGCCCACAGGAAAGAAUGUAGACAUCCUGUUGGCGGUGGCAAAUAAACAGUAUGUCCGGGUAGCUGGUGUUGUCACCAUUGCUGACACAACAGGCAAUAUUAGCAGUGUGGUACCAGGAGACUAUGAUGGUGACUUAUAUAUGGACAUCUUAGUGACCAUAAUGGACAACACUGGCCUUUACACUGUUGAAGUCCACUAUGGCUAUUACAUGGAUUUAGACAGGAAUUCUCUACAGAUUGUUGCCGUUUCAAAUCUUACAGAAAAGUUGCAAGAUGAGCCACUUGUGUUAGAUAUGAAUGGAGACUUCAUACCUGAUUUGUUUGGGGUAAAUCAAAGAGGCCAAAGACAGUACUGGGUGGCUGCCAGUAACAAACGGAAUUUCACUUCUGUAAAUAUAACAACUCCAGCAGGACUGAGUGCAAUCAGAAACCCACAUUCCAAUGCUUUUAUAGACCUGAAUUAUGAUCUCAGUGCAGAUCUAUUUGUAACUACAUCCAAUGGAAGUUUUGAAUACUGGCUGAAUAAAGAUGGAGAGUUAACUUACACCAGGACAGUGAGAGCAGGUGCUUUCUCUGGCAGCCAGAUGCUUAUUGGACAAAGUGUUUUUGGAGAUUUUGGUGGCAGAGGAGAGAUGGAACAUCUGGUGCCUGUAUGUUCAGACUCAAAUUGUGGAAAUAGCCAGAUUUUUGUAUUAACUGAUGAAAAGUGGAUCAAGUUGCCUGUAAGUUUCAAAGAUAAUAAUGGAGUGAUCUGGGGUUUUAAGCCACCAACCAAGAAUUCUUACAAUAACAUCAAGUUACCUGUGUCACUGAGAGUAGGUGACUAUGACCAUGAUGGUUUUCCAGACCUUCUGGCAAUUCUUUACUCAUCUGGGAGGGAAUCUGAGGUAUUGCAAUCGAGAGUGUUUCUUCUCAAUAACAUACCGUGUACAUCAGAAGAGUGCCAGGCACUGGGGAGAACAUUUCAAGUACAGUGGACACUUGGGCUAGGAGAUGUCAACAGCCCUUUAGUAGCUGCAUUCUUUGAUAUAUAUCAGGAGGGACAUUUGGAUAUAAUUGUUUCUAGUCAGACAACCUCUGGUGUAAGGCUUUAUGCAUUGAAGAAUGGCCUUGAUUUAGAUGCUUGCUUUAUAAAAGUUAUGGUGCUAACAGGACAGUGCUAUGGCAACUGUACAAAUGGAGGGAAAGCUUCAUAUGGUGUGAACCAGCCAGGCCCCACCAUAGAAUACUAUAGUACCAGGCCAGAUGGUACACCAGAGAGAGGGCUAGGUGAGGGUGUGUGA